Tripterygium wilfordii is the source of this 571-nucleotide messenger RNA. Its product is annotated as dolichol-phosphate mannose synthase subunit 2-like. Gene Ontology annotation, molecular function: enzyme regulator activity. Gene Ontology annotation, biological process: GPI anchor biosynthetic process. Gene Ontology annotation, cellular component: dolichol-phosphate-mannose synthase complex; endoplasmic reticulum membrane. Lineage: Eukaryota; Viridiplantae; Streptophyta; Magnoliopsida; Celastrales; Celastraceae. The transcript has 3 exons. The record is from RefSeq and is a predicted model, not a curated record. The coding region runs from base 180 to 422 and encodes 80 amino acids.
AAAACGAUUUUGAAUAGAAAAAAGAAAAGAACAAAGCAAAGCAAAGCUGGAACCUCGAAAGCAGAAGAAGAACCCAAAUUGAAGUAGCUUCGGUCGUGGAAUUGCUCGAUAUUGGUCUGUCUAGCUUGCGCGUGCCUGAAUCGUGGCUCUUGUACUGGCAGUGAGCCACAAGCACCAUAAUGGAAUUAGCUGACCGGGCAGUCGGAUUUAUGUUAUCUUUUAUCAGCUUAGCCAUAUUUACCUACUAUACCCUUUGGGUCGUUAUCUUGCCAUUUGUCGACCAUGAUCACUUCAUCCAUCAGUAUUUUCUGCCCCAAGAAUACGCCAUAAUCAUACCUGUGUUUGCUGGUGUGAUGUUGCUCUGCUUUUUAUGCAUAUUCAUUGGGUUUGUGAUGCUCAAAUCAAAAAAGAAGAAGGCAUGAUGCUCUUAAAUUUCACUUUAUUUUCUUUUCCCAUUUUUAUUUCCAGAUAUAAAGAUGUUUUAGAUGUGUAAAACAAAAUUAUUCACCUUUUGUUGUUUGAAAAUACCAAUUUAGUUUUGCAGUGAAGAAGUAUAAGCUUUCAAGGUUCC